Amoebophrya sp. A25 is the source of this 3171-nucleotide messenger RNA. The record is from the annotation of a GenBank genome assembly. NCBI's taxonomy places the organism in Eukaryota, Dinophyceae, Syndiniales, Amoebophryaceae.
GUGAGACAUGUCGCGGUCAGCAUGACUGGAGGCGGCGCUCCCUUUUUUCGUCGUAGUUCAUCUAGUACUAGAGCAGCUGGAAGAGGAGGGAGACAGUCGUCAAGUGCGGAGAGAUAUCAAAUGUCUACUUCAGAAGAUUAUAGUGGCCUAAGUACAACAGAAGAGCAAGACGAGGAUGAAGACGCUCCUGGUGGUCGCAGGACUACAAGGUCUUCAUCGCGAAACAUUCGAGGAGUAAAUCACAAUGGAGGUGAAAGAUGGAAGCACGUUUCUGCUUCUCCUCCUCCGAUUCUUGAAGAACAAGAAUCUGAGUUUUCCAAGAAGAACAGAAAUAACUCCUCUUCAUCACGGACUCGGCCAAGCAGGCCAUCGACUGCCGGAAGGUAUCGCAAUAUCGAGAUAUUCAAGACUCGAGGGCGAAGAGGACGGAGAACGUCACAAACGAGUCCUCCGGGUACUAAAGGUAAACCCGUAGUUCACCAGGAGCACAGUUCUGGACUACCCCUCCCAGCCAACGAAAACGAUGUCGAUUGCCCAAUCUCUCCACCAAAAGUAGACCUGAACGCAAUGAUGGCACAGUUAGGUGUCCUCUCUCCAGAAUCCUCUCCCGAUGGCGGUCGUGUCAGAAGACGAGACGAGCAAGCUUUGGAGGAGCAUUCGAAACAACUACGGAAGUUGUUGGGUUCUUCUGGAGGUGGAACAGCGGCCAAGGAGCAGAGGCCUGAUGACUCAUUACCUGAGACUAGCGAUGAAGGUGACUUACAAGAUGAUGAUGGUGUCGUGGGAAUAAAAUAUCUUCAAGAUGAAGAUGCUUUUGAUGUAGACCGACAUCUCCUAGAUUUGGAACAAGAUCUUGGUCUUGGUGAAGAUGGUUCUGCUGGAGAGGAGGUGCCGGAUCUUAGUGGCCUUCUCUAUGCUACGACAGAUGCAGGUUGCUCCUCACAUGAUGAACAGUUAUCGAGUGCUUUACUCGCCGAUCGUGGAGGUGGUGGGUCACAUGUUGCACAUCAAAGACCACAAGCGCUACCAUCAAGAACAUCAGCAAACCCCAAACCACUUUCCUCACGCACAACUCCACCUGCACCAAGUUCGUCAACUAGCAUGAUCGGGUUUCAGAGAUCUACAUCGAAGAUGUCAUCCUCUUCUAUAGCAUCUGCUGGAUCACCAGGCUUUCCUCCAGGACCUGAAUCUUCAUCUGCUUCUGCACAACAACAUCAACCUCAACCGGUCAACAACUGCCAAGAAGACGACCAUACUAGUACACAUCAAUCUGUGCGCGCACCACCAAGACCCAAACGCAACGUUUCUGCUUCUCUUCGGCGAAAUCGAGAUAAGAUCUUCAUGAUGGAGGGAGAUCAUUGCGCUCUACCGCCACCUCCUCCAAGAGGAUCUGCUCAGGUUUCUUCAACGUCAAAGGUGAGCGCUGUUGAAUCUUCAAGGGCGUCAACUGCACCAGCUGCGGACGAAGAGCAUACAAGAACACGCAGUCGUCGCAAGACCAAGAAACACCUGAGUUUCUUCAGUCGAGAUUUUCGAUCACGCUUUGUGCCGUUCAUUGACGCUUGCGUAUCAAACAGGGCGCUUCGAGCCUUGCACCGGCGUACACCGAGGAUGCGGUUGGGGAAUUACUUGCUCUUUCAAGUUCACCGAGCAUACUUGAACGACGAAACGCUAAUGAGUUUGUCAUUGGCUCAAUUACCCAUGUCCUUGGCUGAAGCACACCAGUUAGAACCUCGCAUACUCCCCAAGCUUUUGCAGAGUCUGCAGUCGAACAGCCAUCUGGAGAAUCUCGAUUUGCGUGGGUUGAAAGGAGACUCCUCGUCCUCGACUGAGGGCUCUUCUAACAACAACUCGCCAUCCGAACAAGACGAUCCUCAUCCUCUCUCAACUUUUUUUGCCGCUUCCUUCUUUUCCGCUCUUGGUUCUGCCUUAGAGGCGAAUAGCACUCUGAAGUACCUGGAUAUGUCAGGGAACUUCGUCAUGGAUGUGAGUACUUCAGAAGAUCAAGGUUCCAAAGCAAUACUCCCACUUCUGUCCAGCCUCUUCACUUUCGCAGACAGUCUCGCGCACAAUUCUGGUCUGGAGGUCCUGAAUAUAGGGGAAAUCGAAGAUGUCACCAUCGAUGUGGAUUUGAGAAAAACAGUAGAGGAUGAGCUAUUAAACAUGCAGGAGAACAAAGACAACAAGUUCAACUACAACAAUUAAGGCUGUACCUAAUACAUCUUUGGGCGCAUCCUUGAAACGUAUGGAGGAGUAUCCUAAGCGAAUACUGCCCCAUACUUUUCAAGGAUGCACUUGAAAGAUGAGCUGCCGACAGCUCUAAAACAACAUCAGAAGGAUGAAGAACAUGAUGAACAACAAGAUACUUUUUGAGGAUCAACGGGAAAUCGACCAGUUCCUCAGACUCCUCGUCGAAGAAGAAGAUCAAAUAAGUGCUGCAGUUCCGGAUCUCGCCGUUUCCCUGUGGGAACGACGUCUAGCCUUCGCUUUAAAGUCGAACUCAACACUCCUCAAACUAGGCAUGGUCUUCCACGACCGCUUAGCGAAAGAGGCAGUAGACGCGACUCUAGCUAGAAACCAAAAACUGAGGUUCCAAACACGGAGAAUGCGGCUGUUAAGGUUUCAGGAGAGGAGGUUAUUGAGGGAGUUGAUGGUGGAAGAUCUGGAAGAGGAGUGAAUCUGCUGUUGCCGGUAGAUGCGAUGUGUCUAUCAAGGAUGCACAGAAUAGAAUGUCGAGCACGUCUCAUCUGUCAGUUGCAUACCGAAAGAACAGAUUUUCAAUCAUUAUUUGUAACUGUAUUCAUGAUUUGUAACUGUAUCAAUCCAAUCUACAUCUAGUUCUACUAGUACUAGUUCUUAUCUUCGUUGAUUUUGACUUUGUUGAAUUUCUUGAAAUAUGCUAGCUGCAGCAACUUACUAAUUGUAAUUUGCUGCAUCUUGUUGUCGUUCUUGAAUAUAGAAGAUUUUUUGCUCUUGAUCAUUUUGUGAGUAUAGUUGCGCUCUCUUGAACGACCUGCGAAAUAUAUUGUUGUCAUAAUCCACAAGACUAAUUCCCUCAUCGCGUGCCGGGAGAAAGAUGCUUUUCAUAUUCAUGUUCAUUGAUUUGACACGCCGCGCCCUUUGUUCCAGACUCAAGAUGAUCUUAGCCCUCUUCUUCAUGUUCUACUGUAC